This is a messenger RNA of Planococcus citri (citrus mealybug), 1025 nucleotides long. RefSeq names its product vacuolar protein sorting 37B (gene Vps37B). Gene Ontology annotation, biological process: protein targeting to membrane; ubiquitin-dependent protein catabolic process via the multivesicular body sorting pathway; protein targeting to vacuole. NCBI's taxonomy places the organism in Eukaryota, Metazoa, Arthropoda, Insecta, Hemiptera, Pseudococcidae. The transcript is spliced from 4 exons. The coding region runs from base 199 to 891 and encodes 230 amino acids. Gene Ontology annotation, cellular component: ESCRT I complex. The record is from RefSeq and is a predicted model, not a curated record.
AUUUGAUUUUUUUCAGCUUGCAAAUUUAGAAAAAAAUUGACGAAUGACGAUGAUAAGAAUACAGACAUUGUGAUUCAGUGAAUGAUUAAUUGAUUAGUAAUUAAUAAUUAAAUAAUAAUUUUCCAUUGUUGUAAGCUAAACUAGUUAAAUCUGUGAGUACUUACUUGAAGUUUUUUUUUAAAUAUACGGCAUUUCCUUAUGAAAAUGGCAGAAAAUACUGCUUUGUCUGCUACCCUUGGGUUAUUAUCGCAUCUUAGCAUCGACGAAUUAAAAGAAGUCCUGAACGAUGAUAAUAAAUUUGAAGCCAUGACAAAAGAUGCCAAUAAAUCUGCGAAAGUAAUAGGUUACACUGAAAAAGAACUACUGAUUGCUGAAAAUAAAUCUUUAGCCGAAUACAAUCUGUCUAAAUCUUCAGAAUUUCAAGAGAAAAAAAGAGAAUUAGUCAACGUGUACGAAGAAUUGAAAGAUAUCAAUACCCGCAUUGAGGCGAAAGCUUCAAAAUUAAAGGAAUUAACGAACAAAUCAAAUUCAGAUGCUAUCUUAGCUUUAUUGCAAGCAGCAGUUACUGAAAUUGAACGUGAAACUGAUAAUAUCGCGGAACAAUUCUUAAACGGUGAUAUUAAGCUGGAAAGCUACUUAGAACAGUACCCCAAUCGAAGGAAAUUAAUGCAUUUGAGGAAAGCGAAACUUGAAAAGAUGACCGAAUUAGUGAACCGUCGAAUGUCGUACAAAUCACCGUCAGCAUCUUCAAGAUCAAUAACUACGAUAACACCAAAUAGUGUUAGAAAUGUUUAUCCUCCGAAUUUUAGCAACGCUCCGGUUAGCGUACCUUAUCCAAUUGAGCCUAUCAACAUGCCUAUGCCUACAAGUUAUCUGCAUAACCAUUUUUAAAACUUCAAAUUUAUUACGCGUCAUUUUCAAUUAGAUUUUCUUACAUCUCAAAAUAGAACUUUUUAAUUACCUUUUACGUAUGUUAAAUAUUAUGUAAGUAUAGAUUUAUAUUUGAAUACAUUUUUAUCUAGAUA